Molecule: messenger RNA, 1148 nt
Organism: Momordica charantia (bitter melon)
Lineage: Eukaryota; Viridiplantae; Streptophyta; Magnoliopsida; Cucurbitales; Cucurbitaceae
Product: LOB domain-containing protein 16-like
Biological process (GO): positive regulation of DNA-templated transcription; hormone-mediated signaling pathway
Cellular component (GO): nucleus
Source: RefSeq, a predicted model, not a curated record
ACCCAGACCCGCACGCCCUCCCUCUAACUUAUACAUUUUUGCACUUUUUUCUACUCUCCUCGUGCGCUGAAUCCUUCUUCUUCUUCUUCUUUCUCUUUCAAUUCCAUGGCGUCUUCUAGCACUGGAAAUUACAAUAAUAGUGUCUCCGGAUCUUCCCCUUGUGGAGCAUGCAAGUUUCUGAGGCGAAAAUGUGUGGCCGAUUGCAUUUUUGCCCCUUACUUUUGCUCGGAGCAAGGCCCUGCAAGAUUCGCGGCCAUUCACAAGGUGUUCGGCGCUAGCAAUGUUUCCAAGUUGCUUCUCCACGUCCCUGUUCCUGAUCGCUGUGAGGCUGUUGUCACUAUUGCGUAUGAAGCUCAGGCCAGGAUUCGAGAUCCUGUUUAUGGCUGUGUGGCUCAUAUUUUUGCUCUCCAACAACAGGUGGCAUACUUGCAAACACAGCUGAUGCAAGCCAAGGCUCAACUGGCUCAAACCCUAAUCGAUUCAGAAGGAAAUUACAUGGAGAAGAGCUCCAAUCUCCCCACCGGAUCAUUCCCAAAUUUCCCACAGAGCUCUCUGGAAUCGGCUGCCAAUAGCGAUGAGGCAAUAAUGAUGAACAAUUUUCAGGAGGAGAGCCAAAGCAGAUCACCAGAAGAAUUAGCUCAUCAGUUUCAACAAUUUUCUAGAAAAAGAUUAGCUUGUCAUGGUGAUGUGGGGGAGCUCCAAGCUUUGGCCCUUAGAAUGAUGAGAAACUAAAUUCUAUGAAUAAUUUUCCCUUGCUAUGCUAUACCUUCCAAUUUGUCUCUCUAUGAUUAACCAAGAACAGUAAUAAUUCAUUGAGAUUGGACCAUGAUGGAUUGGUUGGUUGCAAGUUGAGGGCAGAAUAGAUAAUUUUGUCUUUGAUGUAACUCGAAAAAAUGGGGAAAAAAAGGGGAAAAAAGUAGCUUUGGGAUGUGGAGUUUAGGGUUGACAUAAAACGGGUGUGGGCGUGGGAUAAAAGUUGAUCCCAAUUAACAUAGGGAUUGGGGGAAAGGGUGAAAAUUGAAUUCCAUGAUUGUAAAUUAUAGACAAAACACACACGAGGUUGCCAUCGAGUGGACCCUUCUUGUUGAGGGUUUUACAAUAUAUAUGAUGGAGUGUAAUAAUUAGGUGCACCUAUACCUUUAUUUUGG